This is a messenger RNA of Mycotypha africana, 925 nucleotides long. RefSeq lists its product as uncharacterized. Lineage: Eukaryota; Fungi; Mucoromycota; Mucoromycetes; Mucorales; Mycotyphaceae. The transcript has 4 exons. Bases 86 to 565 code for a protein of 159 amino acids. The record is from RefSeq and is a predicted model, not a curated record.
AAGAUAACGUCAAAUUUUAAUUCUGAGUUUCCUCAGUCGCGUUAAUUUUCUGACAAACAAUGAAACUGGUUUGAAAUGAAAAAUUAUGCGCACGAUUUGCGAGUACCUUUCGGUUCUCCGACUUCCAUAUAAUAUCAUGCAAGCACAUGAGAAUGUCGUUAAAAAGCUCAAUGAGGAAUUCAAAAAAGUAGAUAAGGCAUUUCGAGAAAGUGACAUGAGAGUAUUUGGUGAAGACUCAAGCGAGUUGUUUCAACAAUUGAAUGCGCUACGAAGGAAACAGAUUGACAUAGCCAGCGAUCAUGUUUCUUUAGAUUCCACUUGUGACCUACACUCUACACAGUUGAAUAAGGUCACUUCAAUAGCAAAAGAUACAGAAAAGCAGCAAAUACCUCACCAGCAACAAGACAGAACAGCACUCGCGAAGAGUUUUGAGAGAAAAGAAGCAAUGCUAAAGAAUAUGAUGCAUAAGUUAGAUGAUUUAACACAAACAAUGGACAAGUUUAAAGAAAUUGCUCAAUCACGGCAUGAAGAAAUCAUGAAUGGUGGUCGUAAUGCGAAACAUUGAACAUAUUGCCACGAAAGUUUGAAUUGCGUAGAACAAUCAGUAAAGGAUAGCAUGACAUAUUCAAACCAUUGCAUUCGAUUAUGUUUCUUUCUAUAAGCUCAGAUGAUAUCUAUACUCUAAUUUGGAUUUACUAAUAUUAUCCUUGAUGGCAAAAAGAAUACAUGUAUUUUCUUGCCCUUUCAUAUGGGUAACUUAUCGCUGUUAAAUCGCUGCUUAGUUGUCCCUUACAGUAUGACAGAAUAAAGUGCCCUGACAGCCCUUGAGGUUGGCCUAUUUCAUAUGUCAUAUGUCAUGUUCCUUGCUUUCAUAUAUCAGUAAUGAAUAUUGCAAGAUUAGCUUUGAUACUUUAUUAGGGAGACA